UAAACAACUUCUCUUAAACUUGAAGUGGUUCAACUUAAUCUACGUAGUUCAACUACUGCUGUUCUUUUUAAUAAAUUGUGGUCUAAGGUGUACGAAGAAUGGAGCAGAUAAAACGUCAGGUUGUUGUACAACGAGGAAGUAUGGUCGCUGCUCUCAAGAUUAUGGCGGAGCUGCGAAGUAGAAGCAGCCAGAACAACAACAGCUCUAAAUCCAGCAGCUUCCAGUCAGAACAGGAUAGAGCGCUUACAAGCAUCAGUAUUAAUAACAAGGUGUGUCCAAUGUGUGAGGCAGGGUUUCCUAUGGAUGUUGCAGAGGAAGAAUUUGAACAACAUGUUUUGCAACAUUUCAGUUAUGAGAGCGAUUCAGAGACUCUACAGUAUUUCAGCAGCGAUGAAACUCUUUAAGAAAUACCAUUUUCUUGAUUAAAAAUAAACAUAUCCAUUUUUAGUACAAGUAUACAUUUUUAGAUGCAUUUAAUUUCUGUAAAAGGAAUGUGAGCGAAAUUUCAAUCUGACUUAGUGAUGCCUGAUUCACAACGAAAACCCUGAAAAGCUGUGGUUUUUCUACAAAAUUGUCUUGCGCAUUUCUACUGCAGGAAAAGCUAUAGGAAGUAUCGAAAUUGCAUUUUUGAGUGAUGAUUUUGAAAAUCGAUUUUUUGAAUUGUUUUAUAACGACCACGAGAAAUGUAACAAAAAUUUUACAGCAAACUGAAGAGUUGUUUAGAAACAGGACAUUCGAAGAAUUUAAAGAAAUCUGCAAACAAAUUCGUAAAGAAUAAGAAAAUCAAUAACUGAUAAAAAAGAAAUAAUCGAUUCUAACAUUGACAAAUUUCUAUUGAGAAAUAUGUUUCUACACAUCUUUGUGAGUUCCAUGCAUUUUUUAGUUGAAAUAUUAACAAAAUUCGCUGUUAUCUUGAAAAAUAACCGUUCAUUAUCUUUUAUUAAUCGCAUUUUUUUUAACAACGACUAUUCCUGCUCGUUCACGAUUUCAAAAUUCAAGAUUUUUCGUUAAACAAAAAACUCGUCAACUGAGCGCUGCCAUGAGCUCUAUCGUUAGCAUUGUUUUCAUUGUGUUUCAUUGUUUUUAUAUAAAAGAGUCUGCUUACUUUUUUAUAAAUUUCUAGAAAGUU
Eurytemora carolleeae is the source of this 1129-nucleotide messenger RNA. RefSeq lists its product as uncharacterized. Lineage: Eukaryota; Metazoa; Arthropoda; Copepoda; Calanoida; Temoridae. Bases 99 to 404 code for a protein of 101 amino acids. The transcript is spliced from 3 exons. The record is from RefSeq and is a predicted model, not a curated record.